Messenger RNA from Bombyx mori (domestic silkworm), 314 nucleotides. RefSeq names its product ribosomal protein L37A (gene RpL37A). Gene Ontology annotation, molecular function: structural constituent of ribosome. Bases 19 to 291 code for a protein of 90 amino acids. The transcript has 3 exons. Gene Ontology annotation, cellular component: ribosome. NCBI's taxonomy places the organism in Eukaryota, Metazoa, Arthropoda, Insecta, Lepidoptera, Bombycidae. The record is from RefSeq and is marked provisional. Gene Ontology annotation, biological process: translation.
UCGGAGAGGUUUACCAAAAUGGCCAAACGUACCAAAAAGGUUGGAAUUACUGGCAAAUAUGGCACACGUUACGGUGCCUCUCUACGUAAAAUGGUCAAAAAGAUGGAAGUAACCCAACACGCAAAGUAUACUUGCUCAUUUUGUGGUAAGGAUGCUAUGAAACGUUCUUGUGUCGGCAUCUGGUCUUGUAAGCGAUGCAAGAGGACUGUAGCAGGAGGAGCUUGGGUAUUCUCCACUACUGCUGCCUCAUCAUGCAGAUCUGCUGUCAGGAGGUUACGUGAAGUAAAGUAAUUUAAAUAAUAAACAUAAAAAAA